AUGUUUAAUUUUCAUAAGUACAUGAAUCGUGCACUUGAAGAAGACUUCAAGAAAGUUGUUGGUAUAAGUUGGUAUCUUUGGAUCUUUGUGGUCAUAUUUUUGUUGCUUAAUAUCCAUGGUUGGCAUGCAUAUUUCUGGAUUGCAUUCAUUCCUAUUAUUUAUCCAUUUCAACGUACUAAGCUCCAUCAUAUAUGCGCUGUAUACUUCGAAUGGCCUUCGGAGAGAACAGAUGGAUAUAUCCUUCCAUGUAUAGUCGAAAGGGAUUUACGACGAUUUGCCAAUUUGCGAUCAACUUCGUCUGAACUUGGGUUGAACCUUCCUUUACAUGAGGUAGCAUCCAGAUGUGGUGGCACGACAGUUUAUGUUGGCGAGCAGUUGGUCAUUGGACCGUGUGGGUCCGGCUACUAUUUGGGACAAGGGUCUGCAUUUGGGAGAAGCUGA
This is a messenger RNA of Vicia faba (fava bean), 441 nucleotides long. The record is from the annotation of a GenBank genome assembly. NCBI's taxonomy places the organism in Eukaryota, Viridiplantae, Streptophyta, Magnoliopsida, Fabales, Fabaceae.